Molecule: messenger RNA, 2787 nt
Organism: Mauremys reevesii (Reeves's turtle)
Lineage: Eukaryota; Metazoa; Chordata; Testudines; Geoemydidae
Gene: METTL14
Product: methyltransferase like 14
Exons: 11
Coding region: 50-1435 (461 amino acids)
Cellular component (GO): nucleus; RNA N6-methyladenosine methyltransferase complex
Molecular function (GO): mRNA binding
Source: RefSeq, a predicted model, not a curated record
CGGAAGUGACGUGUUAAAGAAGCGCCUGCGGCGAGCCCGCCUCGCUUGCAUGGCGAUGAACAGCCGGCUGCAGGAGAUCAGGGAGCGACAGAAACUGCGCCGGCAGCUCCUGGCCCAGCAGUUGGGAGCUGAAAGUGCGGAUAGUAUUGGUGCCGUAUUGAACAGCAAAGAUGAUCAGAGGGAAAUCGCUGAAACGAGAGAAACCUGCAGGGCUUCUUAUGAUACUUUAGCACCAAAUGCAAAACGGAAAUAUCCAGAUGAGGGAGAGGCUGAUGAAGAAGAAAUUGAAGAAUAUAAGGAUGAAGUAGAACUGCAUCAAGAUGAAGAGAACCUGCCCUAUGAAGAAGAGAUUUACAAAGAUUCCAGUACCUUUCUGAAGGGAACCCAGAGCUUAAAUCCUCACAAUGAUUAUUGUCAACACUUUGUGGAUACAGGACACAGACCGCAGAACUUUAUCAGAGAUGUGGGCUUAGCAGACAGGUUUGAAGAAUAUCCCAAACUUAGAGAGCUCAUCAGACUAAAGGACGAACUAAUAUCUAAAUCUAACACUCCCCCCAUGUAUUUACAAGCAGACUUGGAGGCCUUUGACACUAGAGAACUAAAGUCCAAAUUUGAUGUGAUUCUUCUGGAACCUCCAUUGGAAGAAUACUACAGAGAGACUGGCAUCACAGCCAAUGAAAAGUGCUGGACUUGGGAUGAUAUUAUGAAACUGGAAAUUGAAGAGAUUGCAGCCUCACGGUCUUUUGUCUUUCUGUGGUGUGGCUCAGGGGAGGGUCUGGAUCUUGGCAGAGUGUGUCUACGCAAGUGGGGUUACAGACGAUGUGAAGAUAUUUGUUGGAUUAAAACCAAUAAAAACAAUCCUGGAAAGACCAAGACUCUGGACCCUAAAGCAGUUUUCCAAAGAACAAAGGAACACUGCCUUAUGGGUAUUAAAGGAACAGUCCGCCGCAGUACAGAUGGUGACUUCAUCCAUGCUAAUGUUGAUAUUGACUUAAUUAUCACAGAAGAGCCUGAGAUUGGCAACAUAGAAAAACCUGUAGAGAUUUUUCACAUCAUUGAACACUUCUGCCUUGGAAGAAGACGCCUUCAUCUUUUUGGAAGGGAUAGUACAAUCCGACCAGGCUGGCUGACUGUGGGACCCACCCUCACAAACAGUAACUUUAAUGCAGAAACCUAUGCCUCCUACUUCACUGCUCCAAAUUCCCAUCUGACUGGUUGUACAGAAGAGAUUGAGCGACUUCGACCUAAGUCACCACCUCCAAAAUCCAAGUCGGACCGAGGAGGUGGAGCUCCUAGGGGAGGAGGAAGAGGCGGGACUUCAGCUGGACGGGGAGAGAGAGGGAGAGAGAGGAAUAGAACUAAUUUCCGGGGCGAAAGGGGUGGAUUCAGAGGGGGCCGCGGAGGUACCCACAGGGGAGGCUUCCCACCACGCUGAUUACAUUUCAGUCAUUAGUUCUCCCUCUGGUCCUAUGUCUCCUCUUCUCCAUAUCUUUUUUUAGUCUUGUUUCCACCGAGAUGAGUCAUUCCGGAGACUUUUUUAAUUGAUUGUGCUUUCUGCAAGCAGUUCCAGAUACUUUGCCUGCCCACAUCUGGCACAUCACCUUACUUGGCAGGUGGGAUCCAGCACCUGAUGUCAAUGAGCUAAAAAGCCUCCUGGCAGCUUUCAUUCACCAGGAAGGAGGUCAGAGCAGACUGGGAACAUCAGAAGGGUUUAGUUCCCCAAGCUGUGAAUAGGAUUUGAAGAGGAGUUACUUGCUCUGAUCUUUUCCAACUUAGAAAAGAAUAAAAAAUCUUUCAGCUUUUUUCUUUAACGCUUCCCUAUAAAUGCUGAACAAAUCCUUCCCUUCCCUUUUGUGGAGGUAUCAUGAUGAUAAUACAGACUUGCAUUGUAUUUAUGGAAGGAAAAAUGGCGUGUCUAUAAUAGCAUUUAUUUCUUCCUCCCCUAUAUUCAUAACUAACUAAACAGAGGAGUAAUAUUGAAUAAAUAGAGCUCUAUUUUUUUUUCUAUUUGUUUUAAAUUUCCCCAGUCAUUCCUGGGAGUAGUUUUGUAGUAGUUUUAUUUUUGACUUGUCAAAUAUAUUUAAAACAUUUUUAUCUUUGAUGUUUGGACUGAAAAAACCAGAAACAAUUUUAUGUUGUCACUUGUAAUGCUUCAUGGAAAGCAAAAAGUGGCAGUCAUCCAUAUUUGAUCUAGAACUUCUGUUUACGUAGACAUGCAUUGUUUUAAAGUAGAGAAUCUUGCCCAUUGCCUGUUAACUGUCUUAUUCAUGACUAGAGAAAGCCAAGUUUUAUUACAAAAUAAAUGCAGUAUGAAUAAUGAAACAGCCCCAAUGGAGGUAAUAUUUGGGGAAAGGGAGAAAGCCAUAAAGAGGAAAAGUGCUUCCAGAGAAAUCUGGAUAAACUCCACCUGCACAAACAAUGCUCAGUGACUGAAAAAUUGUGUUUAAGCUUUGAAUAGUAAGUGAUGUGGGGAUGAGAAUGUCUUACAGAAAAUCAGCUUCAGAAUACAACUUCAAAAGAGAAAGUGAUUCACCUUUAUUGUAACUGUGUGGUAUUUGGUUUUAGAAAAGCCAGCUCUGUAAAUCAUUUGUACAGUACUUGAAGCAUAUGAACAAAUCCUGGCCCCACUGAAGUCCAGGGGAUUUUGCUAUGGAUUUCAUUGGGACUAGAAUUUGGCCCUAGGACUCUUGUACUGCUUAUCUACUGAACUUUUAAAUGAAUGCCCUGUAAAGUGGUGAAUAAUGAAAUUUCUUUCAGUGUUGUUUUUGAUAAACAUCUUUCCUAAUA